Penicillium macrosclerotiorum is the source of this 1257-nucleotide messenger RNA. RefSeq lists its product as uncharacterized. Gene Ontology annotation, biological process: transmembrane transport. The record is from RefSeq and is a predicted model, not a curated record. The transcript has 2 exons. Gene Ontology annotation, molecular function: transmembrane transporter activity. NCBI's taxonomy places the organism in Eukaryota, Fungi, Ascomycota, Eurotiomycetes, Eurotiales, Aspergillaceae. Gene Ontology annotation, cellular component: plasma membrane; fungal-type vacuole membrane. The coding region runs from base 1 to 1257 and encodes 418 amino acids.
AUGCCUAUGCGAUGGUGCCCAGUCCGCCCAGUCCGCCCAGUAUGCGAAUGCAAUGCCUGGACUCUCCCCAAUGCCACCGGUCCAAACGACGCCUCGGUUGCAUCGACUGUUUCGGCGGUCUCGUCUGUGCAAUUGUGGACCGGCCCCCUCCUCGCGCUCUUCAACGUGUUGGCCUGUAUUGGAUGGGCCGCCGCGAAUAUCAUCGUCGGAGCUCAAUUGAUCAAUGCAGUCAACCCGAAUGUCCCCGGCUAUGCGGGAAUCCUAAUCAUUGCAUUUUGUACUCUUUUGAUUGUUUUCUUCGGCUACCAAGUCGUCCAUGCCUACGAAUACUGGAGUUGGAUUCCAACCUUCGUAGUAUUUCUGGUGGUCCUGGGCGUUCUAGCCCGCUCAGGCGAUUUUCUCAACCUCUCGAUGGGGGGAGGACGUGCAGAAUUAGGUGCGGUGUUGUCGUACGGAUCGACUGUUUUUGGAUUUGGAACAGGAUAUACGAGCUUUGCCGCCGACUAUACGGUCUACCAACCCAGUAACCGGCCGAAGCGCAACGUAUUUUUUGCGACGUGGCUUGGGAUCUUCCCAACUUUGCUGUUCACCGAACUUCUCGGCGCCGCCCUUGUCACCGCCACUGCUCAUAAUGGGGGCGACAAUGCUUAUCAACAAGGAUAUGACGAUGCAGGGGUAGGCGGCCUCCUGGGCGCUCUCUUAUUCCCCAGAACUGGAGGGUUCGGCAAAUUUUGUGUGAUCGUUCUGGCCUUGUCGAUCGUGGCCAACAAUUGCCCAAAUAUCUAUUCGGUCUCUCUCACUCUCAUGGUCAUGGGUCGUUGGACCCGACAUGUUCCCCGAUUCGUGUGGACUGUGGUGGCCACUGGAGUCUACAUUGCGAUCGCAAUCCCAGGGUACAGCCACUUUGAGGCCGUUUUGGAAAAUUUUAUGCAUUUUAUUGGAUAUUGGUUAGCCAUAUAUGAAGGCAUCGCACUCACGGAGCAUUUUCUGUUUCGCCGGGGGUUUUCGGGAUAUUGCCCGGAGGACUAUGAUGUGCGAGACAAGUUACCGCCCGGUAUUGCAGCAUUGCUUGCAUUUUGCUGCGGUGUCGUAGGUAUGGUAACAGGCAUGAGCCAGUCAUGGUACGUCGGAACCAUCGCCCGGACCGCUGGCCCGGGAGUAUCAGGAGGUGACAUUGGCUUUGAGUUGGGGUUCGCGUUCGCUGCUGUGUCUUAUGCUAUUCUGCGCAUGAUUGAAUUGAGAAUCUUCAAGCGAUAA